Molecule: messenger RNA, 2769 nt
Organism: Mytilus trossulus (common blue mussel)
Lineage: Eukaryota; Metazoa; Mollusca; Bivalvia; Mytilida; Mytilidae
Product: piggyBac transposable element-derived protein 4-like
Exons: 1
Coding region: 630-2384 (584 amino acids)
Source: RefSeq, a predicted model, not a curated record
CCUUUCGCGGCGAGUGUAUCCUUGAGGAUACACAAUGCGCAGGGCGGAUGUAUCCUUGAGGAUACAUGAUGCGCAGGGCGAGUGUAUCUUUCAGGAUACAUAAAUAUUGUCCCAAUGAAAACCGCAAUUUUACGGUAUUUGCCGUUCUUAACAGUUAAAAUCAAUGCUUCAAUCAAAAUCUACGAUACCUGAGGGUCAUAUUUUAGUUCUUCAGCAGCAUUAAUAACAUCGUGAAAGGUAAAUAAAUCAAAUCGGAAAAUUUUAUUUUCUAAAAUUAGAACCGGAAACACGUUUUGAGGUCAUGUGAGGAUUCAAAAUGGCUCCUCUCGAUAACAAGCAGUGGAAGUACGGCUGUUUUCGCUCUUUUAAAGGAGCCCUUCACAUUUCAUAGGUAUUGUUGGAUAUAUAAUAAUAAUAAAUGAUUCAAUAUAUAUUUAUAAAUAAUGAAAGCGAUCAUUGGUAGGCCCUUUUCCCCACAAGUAGGCACAAGACAGGUAAGACUUGCAUGUAGUUUUAAUUUUUUGUCACCGGUUUCGAGGGGAAAAGAUAAUUGGGUUUGGAAUGUACGGGAAAAUGCACGAAAUUAAUUAAGGAAGUACAAGUUCGUCUGCUACUAUUGCAGUCUAAAAAUGUCGUCAGACGAAUCUGACGGCGACUUUGAAGGGUUUAGUGAAACUGAUGUUAUAAAUGCCGAACAAGAGGUUUUGGCCGCUGAGGAAAGGUUGCGAGUUAUUUUGAGUGAACAGGGGAUAGGGGAUGAUAGUGAUGGAGAUCUCAAUGAGUCUGAAAAUGAGGAUGAAGGGGAGGAGGAGGUGCAUAUUGAUGAGAGAGGAGAUGGUGGCGAUGGAUGGCACUCUAGGUUUGAUAUUUAUGAAAGGGGUCUACCACAUUUAUUUACCCCUCGUGGCAAUACUGGGCCAAGUCGCGUCAUGGGUGCUGAAAAGGAAGUCUUAGAUUUUUGGCAACUGUACAUGGGUGAUCAAUUUCUUGAGUUUCUUAUUAACCAAACUGAUAGUUAUGCCAACUAUAACAUUCAGCACAGGCCAAACGAUAACAAAAUGCCUUGGAGUAUCCCAACUUUACCAGAAAUUAAAGCAUUUCUUGGUCUAACCUACCAAAUGGGAAUAAAUCGCAAACCAUCUACUAAAUUAUAUUGGUCAACCGAUCCAGUUAUGGUCACCCCAAUAUUUUCAUCAACAAUGACCAGAGACAGAUACACCCAAAUAUUGCGGUACCUCCAUUUCUCUAACGUUGCAAAUGAACCUAGACAAGGAGAACCAAAUUAUGAUCCUUUAUAUAAAAUUAAACCUGUAGUUAACCAUUUAAAUAAUAAAUUUGGUUUAGAAUAUAUACCAAAAAGAAAUGUCACCAUUGAUGAGUGUAUGGUACCUUUCAAAGGGAGAACAUUAUUGAAACAAUACUUACCAAGUAAACCACAUAAAUGGGGCGUAAAGGUUUGGAUGCUGGCAGAAUCUGCCAACAGCUACAUACAAUAUAUAGAUGUGUAUCCAGGUAGAACAGUUAGAACAGAGGGCAGUCUGGGUUCUUCGGUGGUAAAGAAUUGUUUAGAAGGUGCAAAUAUUGCAGGUCAGGGCUAUCAUGUUUAUACCGAUAACUUUUUUACAUCGCCUAACCUUUAUUUAGAGUUGUGGGAGAAUUAUGACACAGCUGCAUGUGGAACAGUCCGUAACACUAGGGCAGGUUUGCCAAAAGAUAUCAUGUGUAAAAAGCCAGUUAAUGUUGUAACUCGUGGAGACCAUCAAUUCAGGCAAAAAGGUGCUUUGUUAGCGGUAUCUUGGAAGGACAAAAAAACUGUAUCAGUAUUGUCAACAAUACACAAUGAAAGCAUUGGUCAAGUUACUCGCUCAGUAAAUGUUGACGGCCAAUUUGCAAGACAGGAGUUUAAUUGCCCAUCUGCUAUUGUUGACUACACUUGUAAUAUGGGUGGUGUUGACAAAGCAGAUCAAUACAUUCAGUAUUACUGUUAUCACCAGAAAACCUUAAAAUGGCCAAAAAAAGUAUUUUUUAGUCUACUUGAGAUGGUUAAAUUUAAUGCCUACAGAUUAUUCACAUUAAGUCCAAACCAUUCUUCAAACCUCACAUUCCUUCAGUUUUCUUGUUUGCUGAUAAAAGGAUUGAUCAAUGGAUAUUCUGCCGGGGUACGGAGAGGAAGGCCAUUACUUGCCCCUGAUCAGAGAUUGAUUCAAAGACACAUGCCUACAACUUUAAAUAGUAAAGGCAGGUGUCAUGUCUGUUACAUGAGACAGAAGAAUGGCAAGCAAGACAAUAUAAGACAAACUAAAUAUGGGUGUUCAGUAUGUGGCAAACACCUCUGUAUGCCUCAAUGCUUCACAAUUUACCAUACAGAGAAGAAUUACUGCUAGACUGACUUUGUGUUCUUUGUUUAAUACCGUUUAUUGUUCCAGUUUUAUUCAUGGAUUUGUGUUAUAACUUUUAAACUUUUUUCAAAUUGACCUUUAAUUAACUGAAUAAUCAUGACAAUUGGUGUAAAAAAUGUGAGGAAAAGCAAGAGAAUUACAAAGAAAUAAUCCUUGAGGGAAUGGCACACAAUUCAUAGGUGAGUCACUGAAUGUUGGUUGUUUUUUGUUCUUGUUCGUUUAAAUCUUAUUGUUGAAAAUUUAUAAAUUAUUUUGAAGACUUUAGUUAUACAUGUACUGAUAAAAAAAAAUAUCUUUCAGUUCCAGUACAUUUAAGUUUUGUAACUUGAUAUGGUAAAAAAACCUGCACUGAAUGAUCAAGAAUUGAGAA